AUGUCAGCUGAUGGCGCAGUACGAAAACUGCGCACAGAUGUGGCCAGACAAAUAUCGACCGGUCAAGUAGUCGUUUCACUAAUGGGAGCUUGUCGAGAACUGGUCGACAACGCGUUGGAUGCAGGAGCGACCACAAUUGGUAUGUAAAGAACGUUUUCGCGGUUUUUCUAUCUGUAAAGAAAAUUCUUGUUAUUUUUUGUUAUGUAAAGAAAGUUCUUGCCGUUUUAUGUUCUGUAACGAAAGUUCUUGUGACUUUUUACUCUGUAAAGGUAGUUCUUGCCAUUUUUUGCUUCGUAAAGAAAGUUUUUGCCAUUUUUUGCUUUGUGAAGAAAGUUUUUUCUAUUUCAGAAGUCAAACUUCGUGAGCACGGCGCCGACCUUUUGGAGGUCAGUGAUAAUGGUCAUGGAAUUGCGGCCGAAAACUUUGAAUCGCUUGGAAAAGCACAUGCCACUUCCAAAUUGACCGAUUUCAACGAUUUUAACUCUCUAUUAACGUUCGGCUUCAGAGGCGAAGCUUUGAACGCACUCUGUGCCUUAGGGUAAAAUUUAUUUUAAUUUUUUCUAAACUUUUAAAAUUCUAGCGCAGUGGAAAGAAAGUUUUUGCGUUUUCUCAAAAAAAUAGGUUUGGAAAGAAAGUUCUUGCGUUACUGGUAAAAAUAUUUUCGGAAAUAAAUUUUUUUUUAAAUUGUUAAAAAUAGCAAAAAUGACAGGAACUUUAUUUACAGAGCAAAAAAUAGCAACUUUUUUACAGAGCUUAAAAUGGCAAGAACUUUUGUUACAGAGUCAAAACUGACAAGAAUUUUCUUUACAACGAUAAAAUGGCAAUAACGUUUUUUACCAGAACAAAAUUUAAUUUUUUUUUUAUUUUCAGCACGGUAACAGUAAUAACUCGUCACAAAUCGGCUAAACUGGCUACAAAACUGACAUUUUCACCUCAAGGCGAGAUUACAUCUCAAACCACCGCUACUCGACCGGUCGGUUCCACAGUGUCGGUCGAAAAACUCUUCAACUCAUUGCCCGUGCGGCGAAAAGAAUUUGUGCGAAAUGCGAAACGAGAAAUGCAUCGCUUACUGGGCUCAGUCCAAGCCUUCGCCCUUUCAAGAACUGAUGUCAGGUUCACGGUGGCAAAUGGAGGUAGUGGGUAGGUGGAAAUUGGGUUUUUUGAUUGUUUUUUGAAAUAAGAAAUAUUUUUUGUAAGGGUUAUAGUUUUUUUCGAGGCUGGAAAGAAAUUUUCUGCAUGUGAAAAUCGAUUUUCAUUUGGAAUGACAAGGCAGAAAACAGUGAAUGCUGUCAUAAAUUAUUAUGAAUAUGAGUAGUAUUAGCUAAAGUUACAAUAUAUAAAAUAUUUAUUUAUCCAGAAAUAUAAAAUACGACAGAUCCGCGGUCUAGUUGGUUAGAGACUCCUUAGUUUUUGGCCAAAUCGGCCUAACUAUAAACAGUUUUUGCAAGAUAAAAAAGACCUUCUUUGUUCUGGACCGGUUCUAUAUUUUUGUAAACAUGUUUUUGUAUUUCUUAACUCACAACUUCGCGACAAAUGCUUUGGCGGGGGUUCGAAUCCGCUUGGCUGCAAGUGACAAAAAUAAAGCUGUAAAGAAAGUUUUCGAAGAUUUUUUGAAAUUUUGAAAUUAAAAUAAGAAUCUGAAUAGAGAGAGAGUAUCUUUGUCACGGUAUAUUUUUAAAAAAUUACCUUAAGAACUACAGUAGUUAUGGAGCUUUAAAGUCAGCCGGGUUCAAAUCCGCUUGGCUGCAAGCUGACAAAAAAAAGAGUAGAAAGGAAGUUCUCGCAUUUUUUGAAAUUUUGUUGGAGACAAAUAUUGAUCAUGCUAUUGACUGUAUUUUCACAAAUUUUGGAAAAGUUACAGUAAGAACUACAGUAGUUAUGGAGAUUUAAAGUCAGCCGGGUUCGAAUCCGCUUGGCUGCAAACGGGCAAAAAGGAAAGAAAGUUCUCGCAUUUUUUUUUGAAUUUUUUUUGAGACAAAGAUUGAUCAUGCUAUGUGCGAUAUAUUUACAAAUUUUGGGAACGUUACAGUAAGAAGUACAGUAGUUACAAAUGAAAAAUAUCAGCCGAAUUCAAAUCCACUUGGCUGCAAGUGAGAAAAAUAAGGCUGUAAAUAAAGUUCUUGCAUAUAUUUCUAAAUUAUAAUUUAAGAAUUGGAUUUCUACGUUCUAUCUCAUUUUUAGUUAAAAUUUGACAAAGUUAUGGUAAUAAAUACAGUAAUACAACUCGACUAUGUUAAUCUACGAGCAUUUUUUUAACACCACGAUAUUUAAAUGAAAAUGAAGCUACUUUAUUGUCAGUAAUGUACAAGUACGAGGUAAAAUACAUAUAAAGUAGAUCGGUUUGUUUAAGUACCAUGUUUUCAUCGUGAGACUAGGAAGAUCAUCAAUACGGCAAGUAAUGUUGCUACGACCGAACACAAUGUGUAUGCCUGAAAGUAGAGUACUGUAACAUUACAUAGUAAUGCUGUAGGUACUGUAGUUGGGUACUAUAAUACAGUAUAAUAGUAUCGUACCACGUACUAUACUACAGUAUGAUAGUAUAGUACCAUAUACUGUACUAUAGUACUGCUGAUACCAAUAUGGUUACUGUAACAAAAAAUCAAAAAAUACAGUAACCCAGAGUAACUUACAAAGCUGACAAGAAGAAGGAUGUUUUCCGGGCCAGUAAAUCCGCGUAAACCAUACAUUAUCAACUCAACUACGCCCAGCACUGCCGUAAAACCGUAGCCUACCAUGAACUGAAAUUGUGUGAGGCUUAGAAAAAUUUUAAUUUAAGAUAAUGUAAACAAAGUUACUGUUAUUUUUGGCUUGUAAAGGACAUUAUUGCCAUUUUGAACCAUGUAAAGAAAGUUCUUGUCAUUUUUAGAUUUGUAAAGAAAGUUCUUGCCAUUUUUCGAUUUGUCAAGAAAGUUAUUGCCGUUUUUUGCUUUGUAAACAAAGUUCUUGCAAAUUUUGUGCCAUUUUUUAAAAAACAUGACAUUUUUAAACUCACCACAAUCGGCGGUACACUGCCUCGGGCACUGUUCGAACUGUAAAGCAGAAACAACAUUAAAUCCAAACAAAACGAAAUCGUGGUCAAAAUGAACGCAACAACAAUUGUAAUGCUCUCUUGCCAGCCGGUAUGAAACAGGACCAACGUUAUGGGCACGAAACGUGAAUGCUGAAAUUAAAAUAAGUUUAAAAAUGUAAUUUCGAUUUUCAAAAUCGAAUGAAAAUGGCAUUUUGGCUUCAGAAUUAUAAUAGCAGAAAACCGUUAUAAUUUAGGGUUAAAGGGGCAGAAAAUUAAAUGGAAACAAAGUUCUUGCGUAUGUUUGAACUUUUUCAAUGUGGCAGGUCAUAAAGUAAUAGUGUGGCUGUUUUAGUAGUUUUUUGAAAAAUUGCAGUAAGUAUUACAGUAGUUGUGAAACAAAAAGUCAACGCAAUAGUCUGCUUGGAUGCAGGGGACAUAAAGAUUUAGCUUCUCUAAAGAAAGUUAUUGUCGUUUUGAAAAAAAUCAAUAUGACUUAUGUAUAGCCUAGCUCAUAGGCUACAAUUUUUUUAAUUUCCAGAAAAUUACAGUAAUCCCUACAGUAGUUAUGAACCAAAAAAAUCUGCCGACUCUAAGUUCCCAAACUAAUGCCAGUGGUAACAAUAAGGUCUGUAAAGAAAGUUAUUGCGGACUUGGAAAAAUUUCAAGAUGACUAUUGUAUAGCCCAGUUCAUAGGGUACAAUUUUUCAAAUUUCCAGAAAAUUACAGUAGUCCCUACAGUAGUUAUGAAUCAAAGGAGUCAGGCGGGUUCGAAUCCGAUUUGUUUAAAAUCUCAAAAAAAGCCUGUAAACAAAGUCUUUGCUGCCUUUUUGAACAAUUUGAACAGUACUAUAAAAUAAAACUUACAAAGAUGAACUGACACAACAGCGAUUGCAUCCGCCAUUUCAAGGGCGCGGUCUGGACGGGCUGUCGGGCCAGGACGCGCGAGCGUUGCGAGUUAUUGUUGGGGGCGGGCGCGGCCUUCGAACUCAUGACGUGAACAAAAUCCGACUGCUUCGCUUAGCUAACCGUAAUCAAAUGUCACAUUGUGGUGUGAAUAAAUGUGAGAGUCAAAAAAUUUAUUAUUUGCAAUUUGAAUAUGAAAAAAUGUGGGAAAUUUUCAAAAUUUUGAAGGUAAAAGGAUUUUUUUAUCUUUAGGUAACAAAUUGAAAAUUUUUUGGUUUGGAAAGAAAGUUAUUGCGGAUUUUGAAAAAAAAUGAGUUUUUGGAAAGAAAGUUCUUGGGAUUUUUUUGAAAAAUGUGUUUUUGGAAAGAAAAUUAUUGCGGUUUUUAGUAAAAAUAUGUUUUGGAAAGAAAGUUCAUGGGGUUUUUUGAAAAAUGUGUUUUUGGAAAGAAAGUUAUUGCGGUUUUUUGGAUACUGUGUUUUGGAAAGAAAGUAAGUUCCUGCGGUUUUUCAAAAAAUGAGAUUUGGAAAGAAAGUUCUUGCGGUUUUUCGAAAAAUGAGUGUUGGAAAGAAUGUUCUUGCGGUUUUUUGCAAUAUGAAUUUUGGAAAGAAAGCUUUUGCUUUUUUUUGAAAAAUGAUCUUUGGAAAGAAUGUUCUUGCAGUUUACUUAAAAUUUAGCUUUGUAAGGAAAGUUAUUGCAACUUUAGUUAAAAAUACGCUUUGGAAAGAAAGUUCUUGCCAUUUUUCUAUACAAACUUUAAUUUUUUUUAUUUUCAGCCGCCUAAUCCAAAUCCUCAACUCUCCAGGCAACAAUGCCAAUCUGAUGCAGGUAAUGACGUCUCUAUUUGGUGCUUCAGUAUCCAAAAAGUCUCUAGUACCAAUAAAAACGGCCGAACCGGACGAGAAGUGUUUGGACGUGUAUGAGUUACGGUAUUCGGAUACGGUCAUGGAGGAGUGUAAACAAAUUGGAUUGAGUGGCUAUAUCAGUAACUGUGAGGCUGGGAAUGGCAGACAUACGACUGAUAGACAGUUUAUUUUUAUUAAUAAACGACCAAUUGAUCAUCCGAAGGUAGGAGGCUUUGUGGGGGUGGGGAGGGGUGUAAAGACGGCCUUUCAGGGGAAGGGUAACUUUUUAAGCCUAAAAUUUUUUAAAAUUUUUGUGUAUUUUAGGCUUAAAAAUUAGCCCAUGGGUCUUGAAAUGAUUUUUUUGGCUAUAUUUGGCUUUUUAAGCUUAAAAGCACCUUUAUAAGCCUAAAGGUUUUCUAGUAUGCUAUAUGCGAAUUUUUAGGCCUAGGGGAAGAAUUUUAAGCCUGAAAUCAGUUUUUAUAUUUCAAAAUUUUUUAAGCUUGAUCUUUUAAGUCUAAAAGGCUUUUUUUAGGUUUAAAAUGUAUUAAAUAUGUUUUUUAAGCCUAAAAUAUGUUUUUUAAACCUAAAAAUUGUUUCUUAUGCUUAAAACAUAUUUUUUUAAACAUAUUUUUUAAGCCUAAAAUUUUGUUCUUUAAGUUUAAAAGUUGUUUUUAAGCCUAAAUCUUAAAAGUUGUUUUUUAAGCCUAAUCACUUCUUUUUUUUCAGUUGUGUAAAAUUGCGAAUGAAAUGUACUCAGUUUUCAACAAAGGGUCAUUCUGCAUUUUGGUAUUGUUCAUCGAGGUUGAUCCAGGUAACGUAAUUCAAAAUUUUUGCUUAACAAUCAGUUUCCUACUCCCCCCCCCCCCCCCUUACUCCUUAUGCAGCGUCGACCUGGGGACCGACUUUUCGAAAUUUUUUUUUUGUUUUUUUACGUACAGGUACACCUACCUGUUGAUUUUUUUCCGGAUCGGCUCUGAGGGGGGGGAAGUCACCCCGAACCACAAACGACGUCUCUACAAUACCUUACACUUACGAACCCAUACCACUGCCUUUACUCUUAAUCUACUUCUACGGCCACGUUUUUCUGCCUUAUUCUUACUCUUAUCCAUAGUUCUUCAACUUAUACCUCUACUCCCAUCUCUGCGCCGUACCCCUAUCCCUACUUUUACCCCUAAACCCACCCUACUUUUACUCUUACCCUCGCUUUUUGUACUACUCAGUCUAAUCCUAUAAUUUUUAGCCCAAUUGGACGUGAAUGUAACACCAGACAAGAGGAUAGUCUACUUGAGGAACGAAAAGGAAUUGUUUGCCAAGUUCAGAGCUUCGAUUCUAGCCACAUUCGAAGGAAUCGCUGGGAAGAACACAGUGGCUAGAGAGCUGUUACCCACUCAAUCACAGUUCUUCACGACCAAGGAUUGUAGGUUUGAUCAGGGACGUCGCUACGGUUUUUCUCUGGGGGGGGGAAAUCUUUACAGGGUUUAAAAUGGCAAGAACUUUCUUUACAAAAUAAAAAAUGGCAAGAACUUUUUUUACAGGACAAAAAAUGGCAAUAACUUUCCUUACAAGUAGUAAAAUUACAAGAACUUUCUUUACAAAACAAAAAAGAGCAAAAAGUUUCUUUACAGGGCAAAAAAUGGCAAGAACUUUCUUUCCAAUACGUUUUUUUUCAAAUUUCAGUAUCAGAAAACGACAGUCGGAACGAUGACUACGACCUGUACGGUACUCCACCAGCAACAUCGCCCAAUCGAGAACCGGUCAAUAUUUCUGGAAUUUUGGAAAAUGAAAAAAAAUUCGAAAAACGGUCGAAAAGUUCAGGGAAAAAGCGACUAAAGGACCAAGUGCACCAAAGCGACCAUGCACGAUGGACAGUUUUGUAGACAGGAUUAGUAGUACUGUAAGUUUGGGUAUGGUACUGGAGGUUUCUGUUGACUAAUGAAAAGUGGUACUGAUGGUAAUUGGAGUUUGAGUCUAGUACUAAUGGUACUAUGGGUUUAGUACUAUAAGUAUAUUUUGGUACUACUGGUACUAAAAGCUUGAGAAUGGUAAUAGAAUGGUUUUUUAUGUUAGUACUAUAAGUUCGAGAACAGUACCCAAAAAAAUUUUAAAUCCAGGACACAACAACACCACGCCUAACAGAAACAGUGACAUUACAAUCCCAUAUGGCCACAGAUGAUUUCAUGGAACGUAGUUUCUUGGCCAAUUCCACAGCUCUGGACGAAGCUAUUGACCUUCAUAACGCCCAAGAGUUUCAAGGCCACAUCGUUCACGCUACAACUCAGAACGUUGGAAAUCACGGUGAGUAUGAAAGAGGAGACUCUGCUGAAUCUUUUCAUAUAAAAUUUUUACUGCAAAAACUUUGUUUACAGCAAGAAGUUUGGGUUUGAAAAAAAUAUUUUUAACAUUUUUUGGCUUUUUUUGAUGGAUCAAAUUGAAAGUUUCAGUACAAGAUGAAGAGCAAAUGAAUCUUGAUGAUCUUGACGAAAAUCAACGGAUAAUGAUGAGUAAUUUCAAUAAUAUUGACAGCCGGUUAAAUGAAAUUGCGGCAGCGGCGAAUACCAGAUCCGUUCCGAUAUUAACCAUGGCAAAUCAAGGCGACGAUUCUUCGAAAAACACCGACAAAAUGAAGAAUUCUUAUGAAAAGAUAGAUGAAACGAUGGAUUAUGAGCCUAAAAGUCGACCGGUCGAUAAAUUCGUUACCAAAUUGUCCGCAAACGAUGGAAAUUUCCAAAAAGUCAGUGAUAUUUGUGGAACUUUGAGUGAAAGCCAAGUCAAUUUGAUUGAAAGCUUUGAAGGAAGAGUAGCAAAAGAUGGUACAAUGAAUUCAGAAGCUAGUGAAAAUGAUUUGACAGCCGAAUCAGUUGGAAUCACCGACAUAUCAACCGAUUACGAUGUUAACAUAGAGGAAUUUCGACCAUUAUGGAGAGAAAUUGAGGAAGCUGACAUCGGAAGUGACAUUUUUUCAUACAAUUAUAAGGAAGGUGGUACUCAAAAGCAUGAAGAAGAAGAUGGAGAUGUGAAAGAGGGCGGUGGAUGUUGUACUAGCACACAAGUUGGCCUGGAAGUGAUGAAUAACUUGGAUUUUGAGGAAAAUUCCGAAAAAGCCGAAGAGAAACUGGCUUUAAUGUUGAAGUAAGUGUUUUUUUGGGAUUGAUAUAGUGUUUGAAAGAUGAUAAAAAGGAAGUGCUUUUGAUUUGACUUUGCUAAAUUUUGGAAGAAACUUUGUUUACAAGCUAAAAAUGGCCAAAUUUUGAGGAAAAUUGAAGGUUUGUAGGCUUAAAAGGUAAAAUACGUCGUAUUUCUCGAUUGUUUAAAGAGAUUUUCAGCUUUGUAUAUAAAGAAAAGAAGUAGGAAAUUACUAAUUUUUUAUUUCGAUUUCAAAAAUUUGGAAGAAACUUUGUUUACAAGCUAAAAAAUGGGAAAAUUUUGCGGAAAAGUGAAGGUUUGGCGGCUUUAAAGGUAAAAUACGGGCGUUCCAAAUCCAUGUUGAAAUGAUCUUCAACUUUUAUAUAAGGAAAAUAUUAUAAAUUUUCUAUUUUGAAUUUCAAAAUUUGGAAGAAACUUUGUUUACAAGUUAAAAAUGUGAAAGUUUCUGGGAAAAUUGAAAGUUUGUACACUUUAAAGGUAAAAUACGGUCGUUCCUAUGCUAGCUUUUAAUGUUAUUCUAUUUUUUUAUAUAAAGAAAAGGAUUGUAGAACUGUAAACUUUUCUAUUCUGAGGUCAAAAUUUUGGAAGAAACUUUGUUUACAUACUAAAACUAGAAAAAAUGCGUGGAAAAUUGAUGGUUUAUUAGUUUUAAAGGUAAAAUACGGGGGAUUACGUGUUUGUUUUUAGCGAUAUUCUAUUUUUUAUACAAAGAAAAGGAUUGUAGAACUGUAACUUUUCCAUUCCGAGGUCAAAAUUUUGGAAGAAACUUUGUUUACAAGCUAAAAAUGUGAAAGUUUCGCGGAAAAUUGAAAGUUUGUACACUUUAAAGGUAAAAUACGGUCGUUCCUAUGCUAGCUUUUAAUGUUAUUCUAUUUUUUUAUAUAAAGAAAAGGAUUGUAGAACUGUAAACUUUUCUAUUCUGAGGUCAAAAUUUUGGAAGAAAUUUUGUUUACAGCUCAAAGAACGUUAAAUUUCUAUCUAAAACCGUCAAUUCUUGCCUAAACAUUCAAUUUUUUAACAAAAUAAUUCGUUUUUAGAGCUGAAAACUUUGACCAAAUGUCAGUGAUCGGCCAAUACAACAACGCAUUUAUCUUGGCGAGGCAUGGACAUGAAAUGUUCAUGAUUGAUCAACAUGCAGCGGACGAGAAGUACAACUUCGAAUGGCUGCAGAAGAAUGCCAAAGUCCGGUCACAGGGCGUUUACGAGUAAGGAUUUGAUUAUUUGAGGGAAAAAACGCAAUAACUUUCUUUCCAAAACUUAUUUUUCGAAAAACCGCAAGAACUUUCUUUCCAAAACUUAUUUUUCGAAAAACCGCAAGAACUUUCUUUACAAAACUCAUUUUACAAAAAACGCAAGAACUUUCCUUCCAAACCUCAUUUUUUUAAAAAACGCAAGAACUUUCUUUCCAGACAGUCUCAAAUGGCGUUUGGCCCAGUGGACGAGGCUAUAUUAAUGUCAAACUUGGAGAUUCUCUCGGCUAGCGGCUUCGAAUUCGAAGUGGACCCAGAAGACCAACCCGGCUCCAGAAUCCGCUUAACUUCCGUACCUACAUUAUGUGGAUGGCACUUUGACAAGGCGGAUAUUGAGGAAUGCAUUAGCGCGUUGAAGACUUUUCCUUCAGCCAUGUAUCGACCGGUAAAGUUGCGUAAGAUUUUUGCUUCAAAAGCUUGUCGAAAGAGUGUCAUGUUCGGUGACAAGCUGAGCAUGGAGCAGAUGGUUACGAUUGUACGACAUAUGGGCACGAUGGAACAGCCAUGGAACUGUCCUCACGGUCGACCGACCAUCCGUCACGUUUGUACGCUGAAGGAUGCGGUUGACCUGCCAUUGGCUGAUGAUAAUAUAGAAAUAGAAAGAGAAGAACAAGAAGAAGGUGGUAUGGAAUCACAAGAAACAAAUUUGACAUUUGAUGUGACUGAAGCUGAGUUGGACAAGGAGAACUUGAAUGAAACACAAUAUGAAGAGGAACAAGACGAUGAACAAGAAGGUGAUGAUGGCGAGGAAGAGCAAUUAAAUGAACGGGGAGAAGAAGAAGAUGAGGAAGAAUAA
Molecule: messenger RNA, 9946 nt
Organism: Bursaphelenchus okinawaensis
Lineage: Eukaryota; Metazoa; Nematoda; Chromadorea; Rhabditida; Aphelenchoididae
Source: the annotation of a GenBank genome assembly